CCUUACGGCUACGUAUAGCGUCACGGCGCGUCUGUACGUGCGAUGUGACGUCACAAUUGUGCGACAUGAGACUUCACUGACGUGCGGUUCAGCGAGCGGAAGGAGACGCGGUGCCGGAUAGAAACUGAAUGUCUAUGGACGUGACUUUCCUGGGCACGGGCUCGGCCUAUCCAUCUCCGUGUAGAGGAGCCUCCGCCGUGGUUUUCAGGACAGAGGGCGAGUGUUGGCUGUUCGAUUGUGGAGAGGGGACCCAGACUCAGUUCAUGAGGAGCCCACUAAAAGCAGGACGGAUUACAAAGAUCUUUAUUACGCACCUUCACGGAGAUCACAUGUUCGGGCUGCCUGGUUUCCUUUGUACUGUGAGCCUCCAGUGUGGCUGUACCCCAAGCAAACAGCUGGUAGACAUCUAUGGUCCUGUGGGACUGAGAGAAUUUGUCCAAAGGAGCCUGGAAAUCUCCCACUCGCAGCUCGUUUUUCCCUACGUGGUCCAUGAAUUGGUGCCUUCACCAGAUCAGUGUCCGGCAGAAGAAUUCAAAGACUUCUCAUCCCGUGGCGGAGAGAGCUGUCUGGCUACAGAAGAACAAGGCAGGACAAUUUAUGCGUCUCCUGAAGACGGAAGUUAUGAGCUUAUUGCAGAUGAACAAUUCACCGUGAAAGCGUUUAAACUGUUCCAUCGGAUACCUUCCUUCGGCUUUGUUAUAGAGGAGAGAGAGCGCCCGGGCAAGCUAAACAUGCAGAAGCUCAAGGAAUUGGGUAUCCAGCCUGGCCCCGUGUGCGGGAAGCUAAAGCUCGGUGCUACAAUUACCCUGGAUAACGGACAGAAAGUUUCCCCUUCUGAUGUAUUAGGAGAUCCUAUACCUGGUAGGAAGGUGUGCAUUCUGGGUGACUGCUCAGGUGUUAUCGCAGUGGGCGGGGCCAAGCUGUGCUGUGACGCAGAUGUUCUGAUUCAUGAAGCUACCCUGGAUGACAGCCAGAUGGACAAAGCCAAGGAGCAUGGUCACAGCACUCCCAAAAUGGCAGCAGACUUUGCAAAUCUGUGUUGUGCAAGAAAGCUGGUCCUGACUCACUUCAGCCAGAGGUAUAAGCCCCCGGGACUGGUCACUGAAGGGGAUGAGGACGUGACUGUGCUUAAGCAGCAAGCGGAAAGUGCUUUACCUGGGCAGCACGUGACUCUCGCCGAGGAUUUUAUGACAAUUACCAUUCCAAUGAAAAAGCAAUGAGGAUAAUGGGAUUACAGGGAUUAUGCGUCUCUAGCAGGGAUGGUCAGUGUGUGCCCCUAGGGGUUGUUCAGCUACAAUACCCAGCACCCCCUGCUGCCUUCUGCUGUCUGUGUGAUGCUAGGAGUUAUAGGUCAAGCACAACAGGGGGCUGUUGGCCAUGUCUGGGGCUAUAGCAAGUCUUAAUAUACGUACCUACAGGGGGGCAGUCUGACCUCCUUGGGCUCCAUAGGCAGCUCUGUGGUUGGGCUGCAGGGGAUAAAACGGGGCAUCUCUACCAUAUAGGUAAGAACUGGUACCCGGCUCCCACUUCCAAUGGAGUGUGGGGCUGAAGUGAGGGUAUAAGUUUUUCCCAUAAUGCAUUGUAGCGAGAAUGGAACACUCAAGGGAAGCUAACUACUCUUCUGAGCCAACAGAGAUGUAUAGCAUGCUUUAAAUGAUAUAUUUUAGGGUUAAAAUGUAUUUGACAGAAAUAUAUUUUAUUUUUGCUUAAAAUGUGUAACAUGAAAUAUUUUCUCUAAUUAGCUUUAUCUAAUUUUAAUGUAGAAAUAUUUUGUUCAUGAAUUUAUUUAUUAAAGGGGAUGAUGAUUGUUUGUGGUGCCUGUCUAUA
This is a messenger RNA of Xenopus tropicalis (tropical clawed frog), 1827 nucleotides long. RefSeq names its product elaC ribonuclease Z 1 (gene elac1). Gene Ontology annotation, biological process: tRNA 3'-end processing. NCBI's taxonomy places the organism in Eukaryota, Metazoa, Chordata, Amphibia, Anura, Pipidae. Gene Ontology annotation, molecular function: 3'-tRNA processing endoribonuclease activity; RNA endonuclease activity producing 5'-phosphomonoesters, hydrolytic mechanism. The transcript is spliced from 4 exons. Bases 129 to 1220 code for a protein of 363 amino acids. The record is from RefSeq and is a predicted model, not a curated record.